Messenger RNA from Symbiodinium sp. CCMP2592, 339 nucleotides. The record is from the annotation of a GenBank genome assembly. Lineage: Eukaryota; Dinophyceae; Suessiales; Symbiodiniaceae.
AUGCGCCGGUUCGUUUUCCUCCUUUGUUAUGCCGUUGGCGGCCGCAGUGUGUCGCGAAGCUACAGCGGUGGCACCGUAGACAUGAGCGGAAUUCUGCGUUGGGAAGCCGAUGAAGUCGGCGCUUUGUGCGAUGAGUCAAUUCUUCCCAAGAUAAACUGCGAGAACAAUCUGUGGCAACAGCUUCUGACUUUGCUUUGCCGCCACUGCUCCCGUAAUCGCUGUGCCGCUUGGCGAAAACAACAAGAAGACGGAGUCUUCCAGCAACCUGCAAAUUGUAAGUGCUUCGCACCAACUCCCGAAACCAAGCCGCCGUUUGCCCAAAGUCAACAACUUGUGUAA